Molecule: messenger RNA, 1503 nt
Organism: Gossypium arboreum
Lineage: Eukaryota; Viridiplantae; Streptophyta; Magnoliopsida; Malvales; Malvaceae
Exons: 5
Coding region: 815-1150 (111 amino acids)
Source: RefSeq, a predicted model, not a curated record
UUUCAUGGCCAAAUGCAUUGUUAAUUUCGGUUUUUGGUGUUUUUUUAUGAAUUGUUUUCUUUUUAUGGGUUGUUUGAUUUGUUCACAUUACCGUUCUUGUAAAAUAGAUGCUAUUAUUCUAGCUGAUUCUUAAGUUGAGAAAGCAAUGAAUUUGGAAUGUAUUUUUGCAUUAUGUAUCUAUUGUCAAGAUUAUUAAAAUGUACUAUCUAAACGAUAGAAGAUUCUUUAGGUUUUUGCUUUGUUUAGGGACCAAUUCAUGGAAAUUUUUAGGGAUCCAGUGGUGUUUUAUUCAGUUCUUUGAACCAAAAACUUGAUGGAUUAUAUGGGAGUUUUUUUCCAUUAGAAGAAAUUCAUAUAUAGGUUUCUAUAGAGUGAAACAGUCUUUACUAUUUUAUGAAGGAUUGUGCAUUAAGCUCUAUGGUACCAAUGCUGAAAGAUAUGUAGAUAAGCUAAAUAAGCUAGAUCUUACUUUAUGUUAAUGGAUAUGCUAUUUAUCUAGACUUUCUUAAUCCUUAUAUAAUAUUCUUACAUGCAUAAAUGUUCUUUGAGGAGUUGUGUAUUUUCGGUUUAUUAAACUUUCGUUCUUGAAACACAAGUUCAUGCUCUUGUUUCGUGUACACAAGGAUAAGAAUAUGUUGGAUUGAAACAUAUAAGCCCUAGGGGAAGAAUUGAUGUUCAUUGUUUAGAAGAUCUUGGGUUUGCGUAGUGGUGGUCUUGAAGCUCCUUCAGUUUUUGUGGUUAAAUUAUCGAGGAAACUUAAGAGGAACCGGGUAUUUCAAUUAUUACGAGAAGGGAAUGAUCAUUUGGUUCGAAGAUGAUGGAGGUCAACGCUGGAUAUUCCCGUUCGAAUGAGAAACAACUGCCAGAGUGUCGAAAAUCUGUUGAUAAAGGGAAAAAGCCAGUAGAAAAAGAUGCAAGCGCUUCUGCAUUUGUAAACCAUGCUGCAAUCUCUUGGCACGAGAACAGAAGAAAGUGGACAGGAGAUAAAUCUCUAAAAGCACGAAAGAUCAGUAAGGAUCAAGUUAUAAGCUGGUCUACAACAUAUGAGGAGCUUCUUUCAACUAAUGACCCAUUUUCCGAGCCAAUUCCUUUGCCGGAAAUGGUAGAUUUUCUAGUUGAUAUUUGGCACGACGACGGGCUGUACGAUUAGAUAAUCAGUGAUGAACUAUGAUGAAGCUCUGGCAUCAGAGAUUGGUAGACAAUUGGAGAAGUUUUUUCUUUUUCUUUUUUGGGUCUUACAAAUUUAUAGAUUUGGAUUACCUCCAUUGAUAUUCAAGAUUGAGAGUGGCAGUUCCAAGCCUAGAUUGUGUUUGCCUCCUUAGAUUUAUGUAACACACAUUGUGAAUGUCAUUCCAGGAUGUUGGAUACGGAUAUCUGUCUUACACGUGUAUGAUGAUAUUUUUUUUUCUAUUUAGAGGAUCCUAACUACGUACCAUUGUUCAAAAUGUGUUCGACAAGGGGAUUUUUUCCAGAUAUAAAUAUGUUAGGAAGCUUCUUGGAAAA